GUCCGAAGUCGGGGUGAGGUGGGAACGGACCGCGGGAACAGUCCGAAGAAGGCGGCUAGGAGGGCGGUCGAGCGGCGCUGGAGGCACUUGCACGGAAGAAAGUGACUUUGGAGCUUUCAUCUAUUCUGUCAUUUGGGAUUUAAUUUGCAUCAUCUCUGACGCUAUUUUAAAAAAGGCAGCAGCAAGUGAAACCUGCACACAACAUGUUGUUGCGCAGAAGGACUUCCACUCCCUGGCUGUGCUAUUAAUGUUAGCAAUCAGGAAAAGCCUUUGGGGGCUGCAGAUUCUUUCUAGUCUGAUGCUGCUACUGCUGCCACUGCCGCCACCACUGCUGCUAAGGGUUUUGGUGCAGGGAAUCCAAACUGCUGCCUUUUCUGUCCGCUGAGCUCUUCACAUCUGCAUGUUGCUGCUGCUCAUACACACACCAUCUCACACCCUCCCUCCAUGGACUGAUUGCUGCCGAGGGAAGGCGAGCCCCAGCAAGUGAUCCAUUUUUUUGGGGAAGGAACAUAAAUUGCAUUUAUUUGUUGUAUUCUGGAGGAUUUGUUCUGAGGAUAAUCCCAUUUUGGAGGGGAAGGAAAACAUGACGUCGCCAGCUAAAUUCAAAAAGGAUAAGGAAAUCAUAGCUGAAUAUGACACUCAAGUCAAAGAAAUUCGAGCCCAGCUUAUUGAACAACUGAAAUGUCUUGACCAGCAAUGUGAGCUUAGAGUCCAGUUGCUUCAGGACCUGCAGGAUUUUUUCCGGAAAAAGGCAGAGAUCGAGAUGGAUUAUUCCCGGAACUUGGAGAAGCUGGCAGAACGUUUUCUGGCAAAAACAAGGAGCACCAAAGACCAGCAGUUCAAGAAGGAUCAAAACGUUCUUUCACCUGUCAAUUGCUGGAACCUCCUGUUAAAUCAGGUAAAGCGGGAGAGCAGGGACCAUACCACCUUGAGUGACAUCUAUCUGAACAAUAUUAUCCCUCGUUUUGUUCAAGUCAGUGAAGACUCUGGAAGACUUUUCAAAAAGAGCAAAGAAGUUGGGCAGCAGCUCCAGGAAGACUUGAUGAAGGUCUUGAAUGAGCUGUACACGGUGAUGAAGACCUAUCAUAUGUACAAUGCCGACAGCAUCAGUGCUCAGAGUAAGCUGAAAGAGGCAGAAAAGCAGGAGGAAAAGCAGAUCGGCAAGUCUGUGAAGCAAGAGGAUAAGCAAACCCCACGCUCCCCUGAUUCAGCCUCCAGUGUCAAGUUUGAAGAAAAACAUGUUAGACGGAGCUCAGUCAAGAAGAUUGAGAAAAUGAAAGAGAAGCGCCAAGCAAAAUACACAGAAAAUAAACUGAAAGCUAUUAAAGCAAGAAAUGAAUAUCUGCUGGCUCUGGAGGCUACUAAUGCAUCUGUGUUCAAGUAUUACAUCCAUGACCUGUCUGAUCUCAUUGAUCAGUGCUGUGACUUAGGAUAUCAUGCCAGCCUUGGUAGAGCACUGAGGACAUUCCUGUCAGCAGAGCUGAAUCUAGAACAAUCAAAACAUGAGGGCUUGGAUGCCAUAGAGAAUGCUGUGGAGAACUUGGAUGCCAACAGUGACAAACAGCGCCUCAUGGAGAUGUGCAACAAUGUCUUCUGCCCACCCAUGAAGUUUGAAUUUCAGCCUCAUAUGGGUGACAUGGUCUCCCAACUAUGUGCCCAGCAACCUGUGCAGAGUGAGUUGGUGCAGAGAUGUCAGCAGCUGCAGUCUAGGCUAUCCACUCUGAAGAUUGAAAAUGAAGAGGUAAGUGAGAAGACAAUGGAAGCCACACUACAGACUAUGCAGGAUAUUGUUACAUUGAGGAUUUGAUGUCUCUGACGGCUUCCAGUAGGCAAUUCCAUGGAGUCUGUAAAAAUCAACAGUCUCUGAAACUUCAUGAGCAAGCCAAGCAUUGCAAGAGACGGCCAAUCAGCAGAGACAGAACAGUUCUAUUUCACAAAGUUGAAGGAGUAUCUGGAAGGCAGGAACCUCAUCACCAAGCUUCAAGCCAAACAUGACCUCCUCCAGAAGACUCUGGGAGAAAGUCAAAGGACUGACUGCUCCCUGGCCAGGCGCAGCUCUACCAUAAGGAAGCAGGAUUCCAGCCAAGCAAUUCCCUUGGUAGUUGAGAGCUGCAUACGAUUUAUUAGCAGACAUGGUCUGCAACACGAAGGAAUAUUCAGGGUGUCAGGAUCUCAAGUUGAAGUGAAUGAUAUUAAAAAUGCAUUUGAGAGAGGGGAGGAUCCACUGGCUGGAGACCAAAAUGACCAUGAUAUGGACUCAAUAGCUGGAGUUCUAAAGCUUUAUUUUCGUGGGCUGGAACAUCCUCUCUUCCCCAAGGAAAUCUUUCAUGACUUGAUUGCAUGUGUCACAAUGGACAAUCUGCAAGAAAGAGCUCAGCACAUCCGGAAAGUCCUACUGACUUUGCCUAAAACUACUUUGAUUGUAAUGAGAUACCUCUUUGCAUUCCUCAGUCAUUUAUCUCAGUUCAGUGAGGAGAACAUGAUGGACCCCUACAAUUUAGCCAUCUGCUUUGGACCCACGCUGAUGUCAGUGCCUGAAGGACACGAUCAGGUCUCCUGCCAAGCUCAUGUCAAUGAGCUCAUCAAAACGAUAAUCAUACAACAUGAGAAUGUCUUCCCAGGACCAAGAGAGCUGGAGGGCCCUGUGUACACCAGGGGUGGAAGCACUGAGGAUUACUGUGAAAGCCCUCAUGGGGAAACAGCCUCCACAGAAGAUACAGCUCAGGAUAUGGCCACUGAACACCAUACAAGUGAUGAUGAAUGUGAACCCAUUGAAGCAAUAGCCAAAUUUGACUACAGUGGUCGAACAGCACGUGAACUGUCUUUUAAAAAGGGGGCUUCCCUCCUGCUUUAUCACCGGGCCUCGGAUGACUGGUGGGAGGGCCGUCACAAUGGAAUUGAUGGUCUGAUCCCGCAUCAGUACAUCGUUGUCCAGGACACUGAGGAUGGCAUAUCAGAAAGAUCAAGCCCAAAAUCUGAAGUAGAAGUCAGUUCUGAGCCACCAGAGGAAAAAGUGACAGCCAGAGCUGGCUCCAACUGCCCAAGUGGUAGCCAUGUUGCAGAUAUUUACCUUGCAAAUAUCAAUAAGCAAAGAAAAAGACCUGAGUCUGGCAGUAUACGAAGAGCUUUCCGUCAAAGUGACAGCCAUGGACUACCCAGCUCGCUUGGAGAAGCAUCUCCACCAGGAGCUGUGGCCAGUUCUCGUCCCUCCUCACAACCCAUUAUGAGCCAAAGUCUCCCAAAAGAGGUACCAGAUGCAUGCUCCAUUAGUGGCCAUGGGAGCCUCAAUUCUCUCAGCCGGCAUGCCUCCCUGAAGAACAGGAUAGAUAGCCCUCAUAUCCGGAAAAAUGUGACUGCAGGAAGGUCAAAGAGCUUUAAUAACCAUCGGCCUAUGGAUCCUGAAGUCAUUGCACAGGAUAUUGAAGCUACUAUGAACUCUGCUUUGAAUGAGCUGUGGGAGCUGGAACGGCAAAGUAAUGUAAAACACACACCAGACGUUGUCCUUGACACCCUGGAGCCUCUGAAAACCUCCCCUGUCGUAGCACCCACCUCAGAACCUUCCAGCCCUUUGCAUACUCAGAUCCUCAAGGACUCUGAACCAGCUUUCCAGCGGAGUGCUAGCACAGCAAGCGACAUUCCCUGUGCCUUCAGGCCAGCAAAGUCUGUCAAAAUGGCUGCCCAGGUCAAACCUCCAGCAACCAGGCCCAAGCCUGCUGUUUUCCCCAAAACAAACACCACAAGCACUGCAGUUGCCUCAGCAUCUCAACAGCCUACUGACAAGUCAUGUACUGUCUGAACAUGAAAGCCUACUGUGAAUAUAGCAUUUUUGUUUCAGACGAGGGGACCCACUUAAGGAGACAUUAAAAUGUCUAUUUAAUUAGCAUUGGACUUCUGCUGAAGAUUCGCUUAUGUUACUUUUUCCAGGGAUGUGCCCCAGCUAAUCAAGCCUCACAUCGCACUUCCAUCAAGUAAUACUGAGGCACCACAACUUGAUUCAGCCUGAAACAUCAAGUCUUAGACCACUGUGAAAUCAGUGAGGAAAAGGCAAAACUAUGUAACCUGUUCCUGUUAACUAGUUAAUGCCUUGUUCAAGUGUCUGGUCACUAAGGAAAAUCUUGGGUGUCAUUUUGCUUUGGAAGUUUGUGGAAGGGACUUCUGUGCUUCAGCCACUAUGGGGAAAAUAGCACAAUAUUGCUUAUCCAUGCUUUUGAUCCCACUGGUUUAGGUGGGCAUGCCUAGGGCUUUUUUUGGUGUGCAUUAUUACAGCGCACUAUGGUGCCACAAGGUCUGUUAAGUGUUCAUUACAGCCUCUCUCUUUUCAGGGGUGCCUGUUCUAAAACUUAAGUACUUUGUUUUUAGAUGAGGGUUCAAAACCCAUAAAGAAUUGUGCCACAUGAAUCUAGUUCUGCUUUAGUGGAGGCAUAUUACAUGCAUCUAUGCAUGUAUUCAUUUGAAAUUAAACCAAUAAUAUAGAGAAAAUCAGGAGUAUGAAAGCUUGCAUGGUUAAACCUUCCCUACUUGUAUCUUUGCUUGGUGCUUCCAGAGCAAAAACUGAGUAUAAUGCUUUGAAUUUUAAUACCAUUUCUCUAAAAGGGUUUCUCUUUUCAUGUGGACUUCUGAGACAAAAUGAAAUCUUGAGUUAAAUUUUGAAAACCAACUACUUUCUCAUUCUCUCUCAACUGGAAUCCAUUUAUGUACAUCUAUAGUAGUGGUAGGAACCUUGUUCUCUUCCAGAUGUUUUAAAUUACAAAUUCUGUUAUCUCUGACCAUUGGUCAUGAAGUCCAGAACGUAAGGGGGUGUAGACCAAAACAGCAGGAGUUGCCUUACCCUGAUCUACAGUGUAAAAUAAAAUGGAUUCAGGCUAGUCCCUCUGGUUCUGUCCUAAAAUUGACAUCAGAUCAUCUGAGUUAGCAAAUUCUCUCCCUCUCUCUCUCUCUCUCCCUCCCUCCCUCCCUCCCUCCACCCUUACUCUCCACAUUCCCUUUCCCCCCUUGUGGUUCAGCCUGCUUUGAGUUUAUGGUAUAGUGGCAUAAGACAAAAAGCUGCACUGGGACAUGGAUAUAGUCCAACUUGCAGCACAUUUCUGUAACAGAUCACCAUGUCUUCAAGUACUCUGCAGACAGUAAAAUGAAUCAUCUUAGAAUUGGUAUUUAACAUGAUGGAUUACAGUUACUCCAAGUUCCAACAGAGUAUAUAGACGCUUCUUUGCAUUUGAAGGGCAAUUUAGUUUCCAGAAUCGUAGCUAUCCUUCAAAGAAGAAGAAAAUGCCCACUUGAAAAGUUACAGGGAGUUGGUUUCAAUUGCCUUUAUGACCACCAAACAAAGGGACUCUAAAUUAAAAUCCAUUCUAACUCAGUCACAUUCCUUUGAUUGUCAGCUGGGGGCAAGAUAAGGAGAUGAAAUGUGUUUUUCAUGCUGUAGGUCGGAGCUGCCGUAUGUUUUUCUUGUGGUUUUAUGAAUGGAAUAGUUAGUGAUAUUUGAAUAGAAACAAAAUAUUUACUCUUCUGUGAAUGAACUUGAUGGUAAUCAUUUCAGGUUAACCUACAGUUGUUAGAUGGACAUACAUUAACCUUCCUGCUUGUUUGUUUGGUUUUUUUUUUUUAAGUUUGUCUUUCAAAAUUCUAUGACUUGACAAUCUUGCAAACAGUAGUAGAAAGGAAAUCAUGUGAAAGGUUUGGAUGGGGACAGUUUUGGUCUGUAACAUUUUCCCUAGCCUUUGACUGUUUAGAUACAUUGACCUCUUGUAUGUGUGUGCAUGUGUUAUUGCUACAUCUUGGACCUUUACUGAAUGUCCUGACCACUGUAACCUGGUCAUUAAUUCUCGGGAUGGAGGAACCAUCUUUCUUUCUUUCUUUCUUUGUUUCUUUCUUUCUUCUUUUAAGAUCUAGAGUUUUACUCAGGCAAAGCUACUUGCUUUAAAAAAACAUUUGAAAGAAUGGUUUAGAUUUACCAGUUCCUAAGGCAGGUCUUUUUAGCCUGUACCAUCCAGGUGGCAGGUAGAAGCAAUAUCUCUAUUUCCUGCAAUUCCAAAUACCUGUUGAACUCAUUUCAGUGUAAUUAAAAGCACAUGGAACACAAGGCAUUAGGAGAAGUAAUGUUACAUCAUUACAUGAGUCAGAAAGCAGGGAUGGAGCAAUGCUUACAUGCUCAUAAUGCCUUAUUUUAUGUUAUACCAGUGAAAAGCAACUCAGCUGCUCAGUGCACUUUGAAACAAAAAAGGUUUUUUCAUGUCUUCAUUAUGUUUUGAUAAGUGAAUGAAAACUGGCAUUUUUAACGCCUUGAUAUUUUUAUUACUAGUCUUUGUAUAUUUAACUGUGAGGGGUUUGUUGUUGUUUUCCUUACUGUAGCAUUUGGGAAACCCGUUGACAAAGGAAGUAUAAACAUCAGAGUAUUUACAGCGUAUCAGUGCUAUCCAACUGGAAUUAAUGUUUGCCCCAUGACCUAUAUUGCAAAUGUACAUAUGAAAACCAUCCUUUCACAAGCAAACUCUAAGCAAUGCAUUUGAAAAAUAAAUUAACUAAAUUGCAUAGUUCAAAAUCUGUAGGUUAGUUAGUGGGAUUGUUCUCUGCUGCAAGAUUUUCAGGCCCUUGCACAACUGUGUUUUCCACAUAUUUCUUCUGGAUAAAUUACUGGAGAGAGGUUUUAGGACAUAUCUACAUUGCAAACUUAUACUGAUUUCAUAUCAGUUGUCAUGGCUUGCCUACAAAGAACUGUGACCAUUCUGCUUUACUGAGACAAGAAAAAUAUUUUAGAAAUCACAUCUCCCCAUACCUUACCCAUGCAACCUUAAACACCAGGUUCACUAGGAAAAAGGAAUUACUCCUUUAAAGUGAUAAAGAGUGCAGGUCUAUCCAUUUCCCCAAUAUAAGUGGCUGCUUGUAUAUGGUAUGUUGGUAACUCACCAGCAGCCACCACUGUCAAAAAGGAGCACUGCUUAGAGGGAGAUUUGCUGCAGUAAUGGAGGACUCUCUUAUCCAUGUGCAGACAGAAAGAUCCUGCAAAAGGGAGAGUCUUUCUGGAGGGAGUCAGCUAUAGAUCCACUGGAUUCAAAGCUACUCUAUUCCCUGCUGAUUCCCUGCUGAUAAUAGCCCAUCAUGGAGAAAUCCACUCACCUGUGUUUCAUCCUGGCUGGCCUGAGUUGUAAGACCAGGGUGGGUUACAGACCGCCGCUUUGCAGCGCUCUGCCGCCGCCGCCGGUUAGUCCGCGGGGGAGCCGGAGCCUCCACACGGCGCGGCUCCCGU
Molecule: messenger RNA, 7243 nt
Organism: Sceloporus undulatus (fence lizard)
Lineage: Eukaryota; Metazoa; Chordata; Lepidosauria; Squamata; Phrynosomatidae
Gene: SRGAP2
Product: SLIT-ROBO Rho GTPase activating protein 2
Exons: 23
Biological process (GO): signal transduction; negative regulation of cell migration
Cellular component (GO): cytoplasm
Molecular function (GO): protein binding
Source: RefSeq, a predicted model, not a curated record